Messenger RNA from Branchiostoma floridae (Florida lancelet), 2397 nucleotides. Its product is annotated as vesicular, overexpressed in cancer, prosurvival protein 1-like. The record is from RefSeq and is a predicted model, not a curated record. NCBI's taxonomy places the organism in Eukaryota, Metazoa, Chordata, Leptocardii, Amphioxiformes, Branchiostomatidae. Gene Ontology annotation, cellular component: cytoplasmic vesicle membrane. The transcript has 5 exons. Bases 541 to 1311 code for a protein of 256 amino acids.
AGCGUUCCUCACGUCUAUAACGUCUUAAAGACAUGCACGUUUUCUUCACGCCCCCUCACAUAUGGCAGUCCUAUCCCACCUGUUUGCCUGUAUGAUGGAUGGCAACCUUUACCAGGUGGUACCGUUAUUUAACGCUAACGUCCCACAAGCACACUUUGACUUUACCACAUUAACCUUGACGUAUCACUUAGCACAAACGCUACCAUCUGUACUAAUUCCAGCUUCCGUGGGGCAUAAAAUACUUUUAAAACGUGAAAAAACGUAAUAACAAACCUACCGACCGGUCUAGCUUUGCAGCGUUCGUUCGAGCUUCCGGAAACAGACGUGACGUCACGACUCCGGAAACAGCCGAAGCUGCCCGAGGCACCGAUGGUGACGUCAUAGUACGAAAAUAGCCGAAGGUUGCCGAGGAGACGAUCGUGACGUCAUAAGGGACAGGUUCGUACUGGAGGACGGAGCUCGGUACAAGACGGGGACAAAGAGAUCGGACAAAUUCUGAUUUUACACGGUUUUAGCGUACAUAGCGGGAUAAAUUUUGCCAUGAGUAGGUGGUAUGGAGUCCUCCUGACCAUCUUAGUCGUGCUGCUGAACGAAGUGAGUUCAGCAGCUGAGUACUGCACCGGCUAUGGCCACUAUUGUGAGUCGAGUUGUUUCUCGAGUAAGCAAUGUCGGCAGGGCCAGUUCUGCUGCCGGUACAUGUGCUGUCAGCUCAGCCUGUUCUCCUACUAUUACACUCACGUCUGGGAUGUCUGGUACCUCUGGUUUGUGGUUAUCUUCGUGAUGAUGGCGUGCUGCGGCGGGUGUGGCUACUAUCGCCGGCGGCAACACCUUCUGCAGCAGUCCCGGAUGUCUUCAGGGGGCGCUAUUGUGUACGCGGGAGCCCUUCCCGGCGAGCACAUGUCGUCACAGACAUCACAGCAUGGAGCAUUGCAGACACAGCUACCUGAGGCCGCCGCGCCUCCGCCAUACAGCGAGGUAACAACCAAGCCUGAUGUGUACCCCCUGGCGCCGGACAGCUUCCAGUACGGUCCCGCCUACCCCCCUCCGUACCCUGUGUACGGGGCCUCGCCGUACCCCCCUCCCUACACCCCCUCAACAGACGCCACCCCCAGGCAAGCUGAGGGACCUGAAAGUGAAACCAACACCACAGCUGUACCAGGUGCUGCAGGUGCCACACCCAUCCCCAACAACCCAAAUAUGGACAGUUCCGCCACGGCUGUUGCCAUGCCAACCAGUGUUACUGCCGGCAACCCCAGUACUGUCGCCAUGCCAACCAUUCCUCCUGGCAACAGGGAAGAGCACAGGCACUGAUCGCGCCUCCCCACAAAUGUUAUAGCCAUACCUCCCACUUUACUACUUAAGUCACUGGUCCGAAAAUGCUUCUGAAAGACCAAGUUUUAUUGAAGUAGGGCAUCAUUAUAAAGACCAUGGAUUUGAGAAAGGCAAAGCAUCCUUAAUUUUUGUAAUGUAAACAGAAAAAAGUGUCAUGUUCUUUCACGAGACAAAACAUACCAUGACAAGUUAUAAAACUGCAAAGCUAAAAAAUUUUGUAAAAUGUUGAACGUAAAGUGAAUAGUGAAAUCUUACAGAAGGGUAUUGCAUAGCAGACUCUAGUAACUGAUAUAAGUGUGAAAAUACAUCAUAUUUUUAUCCAAUGCUUUUAUUCUUCCAUUAUUUUUGCCCUAAGAUUAUAUCAGAGUCUGAUGAAUGAACGUUUACCUGUGAGACUGUAAUACUGAUGUCAUUUGUGAUACAAAUGAAAAUUCUUUCAAAUUCAGAUACUGCAGUGAUUCUUUCCUUUAUGUUUAAUAAACCUUGCUGGCUAUGCUGCACUGUUGGUAUAGUGAAAAUACUGUUUGCAAAGCUUGUCAGUGUUAAAGCUGCUGUGAUACCAGUGCACAUGGUUGUAGUUGUGAUAGAUGUUGCAAUAGUGCACAUUCAUCAGCCUAAUAUAGUAAGUAGGCAGGUCCAGGUGAUGCCAUGAUUAUUGUUCAUUGAUGAGAAAAGCUGUACAUAACUUAGCAACCGAUGUGGGUGCCCGUAUACUGUUGUAUAAGUCUGAGGAGCUUUCAUCAACGAGUCUUACUGCAAUUUUAUAUAAUUUUGUUGUUGUAUCUAGACUGAUAGAUAUCAGUAUCAUAUGUUUGUCAAAAGCUGUGAGCUGUAUCUGAUUAUUUUACAGAUUUAUAUUGUAGUUAUGUUGAUUUUAUGUUGCUUUUGUUGAUGGCAUGAGUCCCAGAUAUGCUGCAGGAGUUGUGAAAACAUAUUUUUCAAGAUGUGAUAAUUUUUGUAGACGUUACAUGAAAUUAUGACGUCCUUCCGAAUGUUCAUUUACAUGGGGCAUAAUUGUACAUAAAAGAUGUUCUCACAAAUUAAAGCUUUUAAUGGAGAAAGAAA